Messenger RNA from Ipomoea nil (Japanese morning glory), 480 nucleotides. RefSeq lists its product as uncharacterized. The transcript has a single exon. NCBI's taxonomy places the organism in Eukaryota, Viridiplantae, Streptophyta, Magnoliopsida, Solanales, Convolvulaceae. The record is from RefSeq and is a predicted model, not a curated record. Bases 1 to 480 code for a protein of 159 amino acids.
AUGGAAACCCUCGGUGUUAAUGAUGACGGCUCUGUUCUUGGAUCUUCUGAGCGGACCGUUACCGAGGUUCCUUCGAUGCCCACUGGUAAUAGCCUUUCGUCGGCACAUCACUUUGUCUCCUUGAAGUUAACCUCCCGGAAUGAUCUAUUCUGGAGGACGCAGAUGCUCCCGUUCCUCGAGGGCCAAGGACUCCUUGGUUUUAUUGACGGCACUGUGCCGUUCCCGACGGCUUCACCGGCGACUUCUUCGACCGUCUACAGCGACGCGGCGGCGGCUUCGGAUCUCUCGGCGCGAAAGAUCUCGUGGCGACGACAGGAUAAGGCAAUACUGUCAAUGAUUAUCUCAUCCUUGUCCGAGGAAACCCUCCGUCUCGCCGUCGGCCGUGGAACUUCCCGACAACUUUGGCAGGUCAUCGAGCAAACCCUCGGCUCGUCGACUCGGUCUCGCGCUUUACCGCUGCUCGGCGAGUUGCAGGUGUAA